AUGGUUCGCCUGUCCACCCCGGCCCUCUUGGCAUUCGUCGCCCUUGCCGUCGCAACGCCCCAGCCCAUCACUCCCGACCCCUCCGGAGCCAAAAACGUCGGCAACGGCGCCGGAAAGCAGUUCAUCACCGGCGCCUGCAGGAGCACUGCCGACUGCGCCCAGCCCGCCUGCUGCGCCGGAAUCGCCGGCGACUCUUCGAUUGGCAUCUGCUCCGGCCUGGCUGUUGGCAACGCAGCCGGAAAGACGGGCUGCGGCUUUGGCGACGGCGGAGCCAGGGCUGCACCUGCUCCUGCUGCUGCUGCUCCCCCUCCUCCUCCCGUCGCCGCUCCGGUCGCAGCCCCUGCAGCCGGCAACAUGAGCACCGGAGGAGCCGCCGCCGUGGUGUCCGGCACGUGCCCUGUCGACUCUGCCAAGUCGGGCAGCCAAAACGUCGGCAAGGGCAACAAGUCCCAGUUCAUCACGGGCCAGUGCCUCAGCAAGGCCGACUGCGCGUCCAACUGCUGCGUCGGCCAGGCCAGCGGCGCUGGCGAGUGCAGGGCUGAGCUCGUCGCGACCCAGGCCGGGCUCAGCUGCGACUUUUCCUGCACUGCCUGA
This is a messenger RNA of Pyricularia oryzae 70-15, 594 nucleotides long. RefSeq lists its product as uncharacterized. NCBI's taxonomy places the organism in Eukaryota, Fungi, Ascomycota, Sordariomycetes, Magnaporthales, Pyriculariaceae. The transcript has 2 exons. The record is from RefSeq and is a predicted model, not a curated record. Bases 1 to 594 code for a protein of 197 amino acids.